This is a messenger RNA of Engraulis encrasicolus (European anchovy), 999 nucleotides long. Its product is annotated as free fatty acid receptor 3-like. Gene Ontology annotation, cellular component: plasma membrane. The record is from RefSeq and is a predicted model, not a curated record. The transcript has a single exon. NCBI's taxonomy places the organism in Eukaryota, Metazoa, Chordata, Actinopteri, Clupeiformes, Engraulidae. Gene Ontology annotation, molecular function: G protein-coupled receptor activity. Bases 13 to 999 code for a protein of 328 amino acids. Gene Ontology annotation, biological process: G protein-coupled receptor signaling pathway; cellular response to fatty acid.
ACAGGCAGCAAAAUGUUGAACAAAGGAAUAGUACUUCCAGUGUACAUCACCACAUUCAUCUUUGGGCUUCCAGCCAACGUUGUGGCGCUCUACGCCUUCAUCAAGAAGGUGCGACAGGGUGCAACUCCCGUUGACGUCCUGCUGAUCGGACUCACCAUCUCCGACCUUCUCUUCCUGAUCUUCCUUCCCUUCUGGAUGAAAGCCGUUGCUGACGACAUGGAGUGGAAAAUGGCUCACUUCCUGUGCCCUCUGUCAGGCCUCAUCUUCUAUGGUACCAUCUACAACAGCAGUCUGUUUCUUACCGCCAUAAGUGUCGAGCGUUACCUCGGCGUCGCCUUUCCCGUCAAAUAUGAACUGAACAGAAAGCCUUGCUAUGCUGUAGUGGGUAGCAUCAUCAUCUGGAUCAUCUCCAUGGCAGAGUGCAGCAUUGUGUACAUCAUGCAGUACUAUGACGACCAUCACCAUGUCCACGAACACGACCACAACACCACCACAGAAGACUGCACAAAAUGCUAUGAUGACUUCAAUGAGGGUCAGCUAAAAAUACUUCUGCCAUUUCGCUUACAGCUGUUCUUCCUGGUCUUCUGUGUGCCUCUCCUUAUCUGUUGCUUCUGCUACAUCAACUUUAUCCGUAUCCUCUCCCGCCUGCCCAAAAUUUGCCCCAAACGGCGUCGCAGAGCCAUUGGUCUGGCCCUCGGCACCUUGGUGAUCUUUGUUGUCUGCUUUGGACCUUACAACAUGUCUCACCUGGUGGGCUAUGUCACAAAGAAGAAUCCUGAGUGGCGCAACUACGCCGUGCUCACCAGCACCUUCAACACCUGCCUGGACCCCUUCAUCUACUACUUCUCCUCGUCCGCGCUCAGGGCCACCUUCAGGGGCAUGUUCGGCCGGCUGUCGGCACGUGUGUCCAGACGUGAGUAUGAGGGCACUGCCACGCAGCCUUCAAGGGAGCUAGAGGAGGUUACUCGCACACAGAGCACCAAUGAUAACCUGGGCUAA